AUGGCCAAAUCUCUAAUCGCCAGCCUGCUGCUGGCCUCCCUCGCCCGCGCCUCGGACCCAGCCGGGCUGCCAGAGAAGAAAGACCAAGAUGGGAAGCUACAGCCAUCUCAAUGCCAGAGCGUCCUGCCCAUCCUACCGAAAUUCACCUUUGGGCCUACCAGAACAGUGUUCACGACUACCACCACCCACACGAGCACCGUCGACUGUGGCAUCUGCGAAGACGUCGUCCCAGUGAUAGUGCCCCUUGGUAUCCCCCCGGUUGUGCUUUUCACCGCGACCACGACUGCCAGCACGCCGUACGUCACAACCGAAUAUGAGUGCGGCUCGACCCCGGCCCCGUCAACAACCUUGAAAACGGCGGUACACCCUCCCAAGGACCGCCGCGGUCCACCGUCUCCCACUAUCACCUCUACAACCUCCGUAGAUGAAAACGCGAAGCCCAUUUCAUACUUCGAGCCCGACUACACAGAGCCCGAGGGUCCCACCACUGUCACUCCGCCCGGCAUCGACAAGCCAGAGUGCACCUCCUCGACCGCGCUCGAUCCCGUGGUGGCCGACUCCACCUGGACCUUCUACCCUUCUACCGUGACGUCUACGAGUUCGGUGGACUGCGGCGAGUGCGCGCUCGAGUGGUCCACGGGGGUCAUAUACUACUUUGCUCCGAUCCUCUACACCGCCACGACCACAGCCGCAACUCCCAGCGUGAAAGUUGAUCUUGCAUGUUUGGCUGUUCCGACGAAAGCCUAUAUUGGGACGGCAGAGUUUAUAUCGGAGUAA
Clonostachys solani is the source of this 777-nucleotide messenger RNA. The record is from the annotation of a GenBank genome assembly. NCBI's taxonomy places the organism in Eukaryota, Fungi, Ascomycota, Sordariomycetes, Hypocreales, Bionectriaceae.